Messenger RNA from Peromyscus maniculatus bairdii (prairie deer mouse), 1139 nucleotides. It is a transcript of the gene Cldn20, whose product is annotated as claudin 20. The record is from RefSeq and is a predicted model, not a curated record. Gene Ontology annotation, cellular component: bicellular tight junction; membrane. Lineage: Eukaryota; Metazoa; Chordata; Mammalia; Rodentia; Cricetidae. Gene Ontology annotation, molecular function: structural molecule activity.
CUAACUUGUGGGCACUUCACGGGCAACGCUCAGAUCUCAGAACCGGCCUCCUACAUGUGGCUCCUCCGCAUCAGACACCGGAGACGUCUGGAGCCAACUCCGUGCGGUUAAGACUGUAAGGGCUCCCGGCAAAAGCAAGGAAAUGUAGAAGACAGAAGAAGCAAAUUGCCAGCAGGAGAUGCGUCCUAAGACCACUGAGCUUUUGUUACCUGGUUCUCAACUGCACAGACCAGCUACCGACCUGACCACACACCACAAUUAACCACUGGGAUCUCCUAGGAGAACCGAAGUGAAGAGUAACAGCAUGGCCUCGGCGGGUGUCCAGCUCCUCGCUUUCGUCCUGGCCUUGUCUGGGGUCUCGGGGGUCCUCACCGCCACUCUGCUGCCCACCUGGAAGGUUACUGCAGCUCUGGGCUCCAGCAUUGUGACCGCCAUUGUACAGGUGCACGGGCUGUGGAUGGACUGCACGUGGUACAGCACUGGGAUGUUCAGCUGCUCUCUGAAAUACUCCAUCCUGUCUCUACCCAUCCACGUGCAGACCGCCAGGGCCACCAUGGUCCUGGCCUGCGUUCUGUCUGCUCUGGGGAUUUGCACUUCGGUAGUAGGAAUGAAAUGCACUCACUUAGGAGGGGACACACACACCAAGAGUCAAAUUGCUUUUGCUGGAGGAAUCUGCUUCAUGACUGCAGGGAUCUCUGGCUUAAUCCCAACAGUGUGGUACACCAAGGAGAUCGUAGAAAACUUUCUAGAUCUGACUGUUCCGAAAAGCAACAAGUAUGAACCUGGAGGAGCCGUCUACAUUGGGUUCAUUUCGGCGAUGCUACUACUUAUCUCUGGUGUUAUUUUCUGCAUUUCUUAUGUAAAAAAGAACCCAAAACCAUGGAUCUACCCUCCCAAGCAGGAACAUACCUCUACCUGGCAGCCAGAGAAGAGGUUAGCUUACAACUUAAAGAAUUACGUGUAAAGAGCUGUGCAAUGAACAUGCAGUGAGGCUUCUGGGACCUGCUAAAACUUUAUCAGAAUGAAGAAAACAAAACACUCUUAUGCUUAACUUCCUUUACAAAGAGUACAAAAUAUCAGAAAAAUUGUGAGGUACUUUAAAAUGCCAUCUACAAUUAUAUCUGUCUUGAAUUUCUUUA